CUGUAGAACAAGACGUAACUUGUUGCCAAAGGAUCCAGGUUGAGAGGGCCCCGGGUCGUUCCUUCCAUUGAGGCUGGGAGAAACCGCCGGAGCAGCGGCGACGCCGACGCCGACGCCGACGCCGACGCCGACCCCGACGUGGUGGAUGGGAGAGCGGCACGGAUUCUCUAUCAAUUGCUUCUGCUUCUGGUGCAUUGAUUGAAAUUAAGAAUCAACCCGCGUACCAGAACCCUAAUCCACUCCAUUCUCGCAUCGUCUGGGGAUCCAUGCUCAAUGCCCGUCAGAUAGAAACAACUAGGAGGAGGAGAAAGGAGCGGGGCGGAGGGUCCGAGCUGCUUUUUCGGCAGGUGGUGGAGCCAUGGGGAAUAAGAUCGCAAGGACGACCCAGGUGUCCGCGUCGGAGUAUUACCUCCACGACCUUCCUUCCAGUUAUAAUCUGGUGCUAGUGGAGCUCCUAGGCCGUGGACGCUUCUUCAAAUCCAUACUCUGCAAGCACGACGAGGGCCUAGUCCUCGUCAAGGUCUAUUUCAAGCGCGGCGAACCCCUCGACCUCAGGGAAUACGAGAGGAGGUUGGCUCAGAUUAGGGAUAUCUUCCAAUCCGUGCAGCAUCCUCAUGUUUGGCCAUUCCAAUUCUGGCUGGAAACUGACAAGGCGGCUUAUCUUUUGAGGCAAUACUUCUUCAGCAACCUUCAUGAUCGGUUGAGUACCAGACCCUUCCUCAGCCUUAUUGAGAAAAAAUGGCUAGCAUUUCAGUUACUUUGUGCAGUGGAGCAGAGUCACAAUAAAGGAGUUUGCCAUGGUGACAUCAAGUGUGAGAAUGUCCUAGUCACCUCUUGGAAUUGGUUAUAUCUUGCUGACUUUGCGUCUUUCAAGCCAACAUAUAUACCAGAUGAUGACCCUUCUGAUUUUUCAUUCUUCUUUGACACGGGUGGGAGAAGGCGAUGUUAUCUUGCACCUGAGAGGUUUUAUGAUCAUGGAGGUGAGUCACCUGUUGUACCAGAUGCACCAUUAAAACCAUCGAUGGACAUUUUCUCCUUGGGAUGUGUUAUUGCUGAACUUUUUUUGGAGGGACAACCAUUAUUCGAGUUAUCCCAGCUACUGGCAUAUCGGCGAGGGCAAUAUGACCCUUGUCAGUGCCUAGAAAAGAUACAAGAUGAAGGUGUUCAGAAAAUGAUACUUCAUAUGAUUCAGUUAAAUCCAAAUGCAAGGUUAUCAAGUCAAAGUUACUUGCAAAAUUAUGCAUCUUCAAUAUUUCCAAGCUAUUUCUCACCAUCCCUUCACAAAUUCUUCUCUUAUUUGGUUCCGCUUGAUUCAGAUGCAAGGGUUGCAGCAAUUGAAAGAGCAUUCCAUAAGAUUCAUGCACAAAUGAUGAGUGUCAGGUCAUCAGAUGAUGUCAUUAUUGACUCAUCUGCAUCUCCCAAACUCACAGACAAAGAAGGUUUUCAAAAUAUCAAAGGUGCGACUCAAGGUAUGCUUUUGGCUAGAGGGGAUGCAAGAAGCAGAUCAAGGAAGAGUACAAUUGCAGGCCAGGUUCAGCUUGUUGGAGAUAUCACUUCACUCUUGAGGAAUGUAGAACAAAUAAAUCAUUCUGCGCACAGUGAUGUAACACAGAAGAAUGCUACAAUCUUGUCUACUAAUGAUUCUGAUACUGACUGCACUAGAUUUUCUAAGCAAUCAAGGACCUUGAAGAAUCAGCCAUCAAAUGAUCUCCAAGGGCACAAGCAGAAAGAUUUUCUAUUUCUAAGAAACAUCUUUAAAGGUGAGCUGGACUCUUUGAUGGAUGCUUAUGAUAGCCAGACAGAUACAUACCGCAUGCCAUCUUUUCCACGGUCAGGUGACAAAAACAGUUGCGAUGGCAUGGUCCUGAUUGCAUCAUUAGUAUGUUCUUGCAUAAGAAGUGUGAAACAGCCACAACUCAGAAGGGCUGGUCUCCUCCUACUGAAGACCACUUCCUUGUACACUGAUGAUGAAGAUCGUCUACAACAUGUCCUUCCAUAUGUUAUUGCAAUGCUUUCUGAUCCAGCUGCUAUUGUUCGCUGUGCUGCUCUUGAAACAUUGUGUGACAUUUUAACUCUUGUCCAAGAUUUCCCUCCUAGUGAUGCAAUGAUUUUUCCUGAGUAUAUAUUUCCAAUGCUUUCCAUGCUUCCUGAUGAUCCAGAGGAGAGUGUUAGAAUUUGUUAUGCUAGUAAUAUUUCUAAGAUUGCAUUGUCUUCUUAUAGAUUUUUAAUUCAGGCUGAGACUAUAGCUGGUGGAGGGCCUCUAGGUAAACCAACUAUAGCACAAAAAUCACAACCUCUUAUUAUGGAAUCACCAAGUAAGCAACGAGGCUACAGAAUUGACAGUCAGCUUAUGCAAUUAAGGAGAUUGUUAGCUGAAAUUGUGCAAGAGCUGGUAAUGGGUCCAAAACAAACUCCAAAUGUCCGUCGAGCUCUUAUGCAGGAUAUUGGCCACCUAUGUUACUUCUUCGGUCAGAAGCAUAGUAAUGAUUUCCUAUUGCCCAUUCUUCCAGCAUUUCUCAAUGAUCGAGAUGAGCAGCUUCAAUCAGCUUUCUAUAAACAUAUAAUUUUUUUCUGCUAUUUUGUUGGCCAAGUGAGUGUUGAGGAAUAUCUUUUACCAUACAUUGAGCAGGCUUUAAGUGAUGAAAUGGAGGUUGUAAUUGUGAAUGGUUUGGAUUGUUUGUCCAUAUUAUGCAAAAGUGGUUUCCUACGAAAAAGGACGCUUCUUGGGUUGAUUGAGAAAGUUUUCCCUUUGUUAUGUUAUCCAAUCUAUUGGGUUAGAAGAUCAGCCGUUACUUUCAUUGCUGCUAGUAGCAAGAGUUUGGGGCCGGUAGAUUCCCAUGUUUAUCUUUCUCCAGUCUUACUCCCUUUUUUAGACAGGGUGCCAACUUCUUUAUCUUCUGAAACAUCUCUACUUUCAUGCCUGAAGCCUCCAGUCUCUAAAGUAAUAUACCAUCAAGUUCUGGAAAAUGCAAGGAGUUCUGACAUGUUGGAAAGACAAAGAAGGAUAUGGUAUAAUUCAUCAACAUAUUCAAAUCAGUUGGAAACUAUUGAACACACUAGGAAGGUUUCAGGAGAAGUGAAAUCCAAUAAUAUUUCUUGCAAAAGAGAAUCAGAUUUACAAAGUGGAAAAUAUGCCAACAGUACAACACUGAAUGCAUCUUUACCUGUUGUCGAGGAUGUUGCUGUAAGAACAGGGACAUCUUUUCAGAUCUCUGGCUCAAUGGAUAUAAGAGAUUCUGUUUAUUUGGAAAAAACACAAUUUUCUGCAUUCACAUCUCCGCAGGUAACAGCAGCUAAUACUUCUCUUUGUGAUGUGCCUACUGACGGCAUUCCCUUGUACUAUGUUAGUCUCAAUAAACUUGCAUCUGGUAUUGGUCCUGAAUCUUCAUGUCAGUGGAACCCUAAAGGUGUCGCUGCUUCAAGCAUGCGGUUGGAACCUCUCGACAAGCCAUUUGGCUUAUCUAAUUCAGUUCCACCCAAACUGGUUUCAAGCUCUUUUUUAAAUAUCAGCACCAACAUCAAACAAGUUCAAAAGCAAGCUGAUGUUGUAUCCCGGGACUCUGAGCAAUCUGCAUUUCUUACCAGUAAGUUUCAGGAUAUAACUGUUUACGAUGCUUUGAAGGGAAGCUCAUUGAAUGAUGCCUCACAGUCCGAGUUAAGUGGAUUAUCUACCUUUGCAAGAGCAUCUUCGGUUCCUGAUAUAGGAUGGAAACCACGUGGAGUUCUGGUUGCACAUCUCCAGGAGCACAAAUCUUCUGUGAAUGAUGUAACUGUAUCAAAUGACCACACUUUUUUCGUAAGUGCAUCUGAUGAUUCGACUGUUAAGAUAUGGGAUACUAGGAAAUUGGAAAAGGACAUCUCUUUUAGGUCUAGGUUAACAUAUUCUCUAGAUGGUUGUCGAGCUUUAUGUACAGCUAUGCUUCGAGGCACUGCCCAAGUGGUUGUUGGUGCAAGCGAUGGAACGAUUCAUUUAUUUUCUGUAAAUUACAUAAGUAGAGGGUUCGGUAAUGUAAUAGAAAAGUAUUCUGGUAUUGCUGAUAUCCAGAACAGAAAAAUUGGUGAAGGUGCGAUUCUUAGUGUGUUGAACUGCUCUAGUAUAGAUAGUAGCAUUAGUCAGACUGUUUUAUUCACCACCCAGAGAUGUGGAGUUCAUCUCUGGGAUACAAGGGCAAAUUCUGAUGCCUGGACAUUUAAAGCUGUUCCAGAUGAAGGAUAUGUCUCAUCUCUUGUAAUGGGUCAAUGUGGAAACUGGUUUGUAUCUGGUUCUUCUAGAGGUGUUCUGACACUCUGGGAUCUCAGGUUCCUUCUGCCAGUGAACUCAUGGCAAUAUCCCAUGGGUUGCCCUGUGGAGAAGCUAUGCUUACUAAUUCCACCAUUGAACUCAGUGUCUGCUAUGACAAGGCCAUUAGUUUAUGUUGCUGCUGGAAGUAAUGAAGUCUCCCUCUGGAAUGCUGAGAACGGAAGUUGUCAUCAGGUGUUGAGAGUAGCAAGUGGUGAGCACGAAGGUGAAUCAACCCAUUUUUCUCUAGCGACAGAGAGGCCUUCUAGAAAGCAAAGUUCUCAAUUUGAUGGGAAAAGAAAUAUCAAUUCCAAAUAUAGGAUUGAUGAGUUGAAUGAACCAGCCCCUCGUCUUCAGGGUAUUCGAUCAUUGCUUCCAUUACCUGGGGGAGAUCUGUUGACUGGAUGUGCAGAUUUGACAAUACGUUACUGGGAUCAUACAAGUCCUGAGCAUAGUUAUUGUGUCUGUGGUCCAUUGACAAAAGGCGUAGGAAAUGAUGGGUACUAUGAUAUUAGGUCUAGAUUUGGUGUGCAAAUUGUGCAGCAGGAGAUGAACAAGCGGUCGACUAAGUUGACUCAGAAGACAUUCCUUUCCACGGCAGCCACUGAUUCUGCUGGGUGUCACCGUGACUCUGUGCUUUCGUUAGCAUCUCUCAAGUUGAGCCAAAGGGUUUUGAUCUCAAGUAGCAGAGAUGGUGCAAUCAAGGUAUGGAAAUAGGAAAAUUGAAAAAAACAAACUACCUUGUGAAGUCACAUUGUACAUAUUUUAGUUAUUCAAUAAUAUUUGAAAAUUCAAAUUGUAUAGAGGGAUGAUGAUUUAGAAAAUUAUUUGAAAAGUUUUACAGUGUACAAGUUUAAAGCCUAAAAUUCUGCCUUGUUAUUUAUUAGGAAGGCCAAUUGUCAUUGCCAAUGUACCUAAACUUGAUUGUAUGAAUUUGUAUAGAGAAUCAUACUCAUUACAGUCGUCUGAAAUACCAAGUAGAUUUCUGCGACGAAGUUAGUGCAUAAAAUGUACUAACACAAUUUGUAAGUUUUGAUAACAUUUGUUGCUCAAAACUCAACUUACCUUGCUUGGUACUUCUAGGACUUUUACCUUUGUCAAGUGUUUAGCUCUAUGUUGAUUUAUUGGGACUUCCA
Messenger RNA from Zingiber officinale, 5415 nucleotides. Its product is annotated as serine/threonine-protein kinase VPS15-like. The record is from RefSeq and is a predicted model, not a curated record. NCBI's taxonomy places the organism in Eukaryota, Viridiplantae, Streptophyta, Magnoliopsida, Zingiberales, Zingiberaceae. Gene Ontology annotation, biological process: late endosome to vacuole transport; macroautophagy; autophagy of peroxisome. The coding region runs from base 359 to 4996 and encodes 1545 amino acids. Gene Ontology annotation, molecular function: protein serine/threonine kinase activity; protein binding; ATP binding. The transcript has 12 exons. Gene Ontology annotation, cellular component: late endosome; nucleus-vacuole junction; phosphatidylinositol 3-kinase complex, class III, type I.